CGAGGCAAGGCGCUGAGGCGCAAAGACGCCCGCGACGGGCCGCAUCACGUGACGCGCGGCGUACCUUGAUAAGCGCGCGCUUGCGCGUGUCCCGGGGAACCGCUGACGGUAGUGCGCGCUUCCAAGAGGCGGAGGCGGAGGCGGGGGCCGGACCAGCCAAGGGCUGCGGGAGUCGCUGGGCCCGACGGAGUGGGAGGGUGAGGCGAGCUCCGAGACGGCGACGACGACAUUCCGAGCUAGCCCUUGAGGCCGAGUGGAGAAGAUGCUGUGGUUCCAGGGCGCCAUUCCGGCCGCCAUCGCGUCGGCUAAGAGGAGCGGCUCGGUCUUCGUGGUGUUCGUGGCAGGUGAUGAUGAACAGUCUACACAGAUGGCUGCAAGUUGGGAAGAUGAGAAAGUGACAGAAGCAUCUUCAAACAGUUUUGUUGCUAUUAAAAUUGAUACCAAAAGUGAAGCCUGUCUACAAUUUUCACAAAUCUAUCCUGUAGUAUGUAUUCCAUCCAGUUUCUUUAUUGGAGACAGUGGAAUUCCUUUGGAAGUAAUAGCAGGAAGCGUUUCGGCAGAAGAACUUGUUGCAAGAAUUCACAAAGUCCGGCAGAUGCAUUUACUGAAAGGUGAAACAUCAGUGGCAAGUGGCAGCCAGUCAGAAAGUCCAAUGUCUACUUCAUUUGCCUCAUUUGAACCUAACAGCACUUCUGAAAAUUCUCAGUCAAGAAACACAGGUUGUAAGACAUCACCUACUUCUGAUACAAACCUAGAUACUGCAACAGGAGGAGCAAGUUCAAGCCAUGUUCCUCCCUCUCAAGAGAAUAAUGGUUGUUCAAAUGAGAGAUCUGCAGAGGACCUCACCGUCAGAGUGGAAAGAUUAACAAAAAAGCUUGAAGAAAGGAGAGAGGAGAAGAGGAAAGAAGAAGAACAGAGAGAGAUUAAGAAGGAAAUUGAGAGAAGAAAAACUGGAAAAGAAAUGUUGGAUUAUAAAAGAAAACAAGAAGAAGAAUUAACAAAAAGAAUGUUAGAAGAAAGAAAUAGAGAAAAGGCAGAAGACAGAGCAGCUCGAGAGCGUAUAAAACAGCAAAUUGCGAUGGAUCGUGCAGAGCGAGCUGCUCGUUUUGCAAAGACAAAAGAAGAAGUAGAGGCUGCCAAAGCUGCUGCUGCCUUGUUGUCCAAACAGGCAGAAAUGGAAAUCAAGAGGGAAUCAUAUGCACGAGAAAGAAGUACUGUUGCAAGAAUUCAAUUCCGUUUACCUGAUGGGUCUUCCUUUACAAAUCAAUUUCCUUCUGAUGCUCCACUAGAAGACGCAAGACAGUUUGCUGCACAAGUGAUUUAUGUACACUUGGGAAAUAUCAAAGGCAAUUUUAUCCUCUUGCAGCAAAUAAAACCAGUAGCAAGCACCUUCUACAGAUAAUAAAACCAGGUCUAGAAUCUUCGGUGUGAUGAUUGUGCUAAUGUUUAUCUUUAUUUAGUUUGUUUAUUUUUUAAUUUUUAGGCAGGACGGCCAGCUACAUCUGUUGUACACUCUUCCAGUGGAGAUAUUUGGACCUUAUUGGGGACAGUACUUUAUCCAUUCCUUGCCAUCUGGAGAUUGAUUAGCAAUUUCUUAUUUAGUAAUCCUCCUGCACAGACUUCAGCAACAGCAGCAUCACCUGAACCUUUAAACUCUGCAUCAUCUAGCAAAUCAGAAAAAAGGGAACCAGUCAGAAAAAGAGUGCUGGAGAAACGAGGGGAAGAUUUUAAAAAGGAGGGGAAGAUAUAUAGAUUGAGGACUCAAGAUGAUGGUGAAGAUGAAAACAACACUUGGAAUGGAAAUUCUACUCAGCAGAUGUAGUGCAAUAAGUACAAUAUGUCAAUAAUCAUUGUUUCUCUUACGAUUUAAUUCAACUAAAAUUCUACUGGAGAAGUGGGUCUGCAUUGUUUCCCAACUUACCUAUAAAAAAUUUCUUUAUUCCUGCUUUAUGGAUGUGGGUUAGAGUUUAACUCAGAAAAGACAAAAUGAUUGGCUGCUAGGUUCUCGUAUAUAAUAACCAACUGCUAGAAACCUAAAAAAUUAAAAGGUUUGCCACAUUCUCCAUCAGCUUUUUAAUUGUUUUCAUAGAUCUUUAGCCAUGUGCUCUCACAUGAAAUGUUUUGUUUAGAAUACUUUUUGCUUUAAGACUCAUAAAUCCACACAAAGUAAAGAUAUGUCACUAAUUUGAAUCUUCGAGAAUUUUAACUAGCCAAUCAGAUAACAUAGAUUUAACUUUUUUUUUUCCUUUUCAUCAGCUGCAAGUAAUACCUUAUAGUUUUUAAACUGAAUAAAAAAUUUUCCAAAGAUCA
Molecule: messenger RNA, 2310 nt
Organism: Dipodomys ordii (Ord's kangaroo rat)
Lineage: Eukaryota; Metazoa; Chordata; Mammalia; Rodentia; Heteromyidae
Gene: Ubxn4
Product: UBX domain protein 4
Exons: 12
Molecular function (GO): protein binding
Source: RefSeq, a predicted model, not a curated record